AAGCCAUUAUUCCGUCCACCAAAAACCCCUUUCCCCCGUCUUUUCCUCCAACAAAAACCAGACUCGGUUCUUCAUUUCUUCUUCUUCCAAAUCUCCAAAAUCUUUCUUCCUUUCUCUCAAAUCUCUACAUCCAUGGCCGCCACAGCUUCCCCACACUCCCUUCUUCUUCAGAAUCCUCAUCGCCACCAUCUCAAAACCUCCAUUUCCACCCCUCAUUUCAAUGCCUUCCCUCUCCCUUCUCCCUCUCCCUCUCCCCACCGCUUCUCAAUCUCCUGCUCAGCAGCUUCCACCACCUCCCCUCUCGAGCUUCAGAAUCCCCCGUCUUCCCACAAUUCUUCCGACGAUCGUGUCUUCAACUUCGCCGCCGGCCCCGCCACCUUGCCGGAGUCCGUCCUGAAAAGGGCUCAGUCCGAGCUCAUCAACUGGCGCGGAUCUGGCAUGAGCGUAAUGGAAAUGAGUCAUAGAGGUAAAGAUUUCACAUCCAUAAUCCAAAAGGCCGAAUCAGAUCUCAGAAGCCUUCUGGAUAUUCCCUCCGAUUACGCUGUUUUGUUCUUGCAGGGCGGCGCCACCACUCAAUUCGCCGCCAUCCCUUUGAAUCUGUGCAGACCCGACGACACCGUCGAUUAUGUCGUCACUGGCUCCUGGGGCGACAAGGCCUUCAAAGAGGCUCAGAAGUAUUGUAAACCUAAGGUUAUUUGGUCGGGCAAAGCUGAAAAAUACACCAAAAUCCCAGCAUUCGAGGAUCUGGAACAAAGCCCUAAUGCCAAAUAUUUGCAUAUUUGUGCGAACGAAACCAUCCAUGGAGUUGAAUUCAAGAACUAUCCAAAUCCGAAAACCCUCUUGGUGGCUGAUAUGUCCUCCAAUUUCUGCUCAAAACCUGUGGACAUAUCUAAAUUUGGGAUAAUUUAUGCUGGAGCUCAGAAGAACGUUGGGCCAUCUGGGGUCACCAUUGUUAUAAUCAGGAAGGAUCUGAUCGGUGGAGCACAAGAAAUCACUCCCGUGAUGUUGGAUUUCAAGAUCCACCAUGAAAACAAUUCGCUCUACAACACCCCACCUUGCUAUGGCAUCUACAUGUGUGGAUUGGUGUUUGAGGAUCUGCUGGAACAGGGGGGGCUGAAGGAGGUGGAGAAAAAGAACAAGAAGAAGGCCGACAUCCUAUACGAGGCAAUCGAUCAAAGCAACGGAUUCUACCGAUGCCCAGUCGAGCGUUCGGUGAGAUCAUUGAUGAAUGUACCAUUCACUUUGGAGAAGCCAGAGCUGGAAAGUGAGUUUGUGAAGGACGCAGCUAAAGAGAAGAUGGUUCAGCUGAAGGGGCAUAGAUCCGUGGGAGGAAUGAGAGCUUCAAUAUACAAUGCAAUGCCAUUGGCUGGAGUGGAGAAAUUGGUUGCUUUCAUGAAGGAUUUCCAGGCAAGGCAUGCUUGAUUUGAUCAUAGUAUGAUUAUUUAAGUCUAAUUUGCAGCUACAGUAUUUUCAGCUCUCAAGUGAAAAAUCAAGGCAGUGCAUCAUCAUCAUCAUAUUAUGUUGUAUCGUUUUGGGAUUUUUUUUUUUUUUUUUUUUUUUUUUUGGCAAUCUUUGCUGGAUCUUUGAUUUGUGCAAUGUGGGGAAUGGGGAGUUUGUGUCUUUUCUAAUGGGGUUUUUGAGCAAAAUUUCACAUGAGGAUUUUGAUCUUCUGCAGAAAAAUGAGUAGUUUAGUUUUUUACGGGGAGGGGUGAUUAUAAAUGUUUGAAGCUUUCGAGUCAAUAACCUCUAAAUGCAGCCAUGUUUAGAUAAUGCUAUGCAUG
Benincasa hispida (wax gourd) is the source of this 1781-nucleotide messenger RNA. Its product is annotated as phosphoserine aminotransferase 2, chloroplastic. Gene Ontology annotation, molecular function: pyridoxal phosphate binding; O-phospho-L-serine:2-oxoglutarate transaminase activity. Lineage: Eukaryota; Viridiplantae; Streptophyta; Magnoliopsida; Cucurbitales; Cucurbitaceae. Gene Ontology annotation, biological process: L-serine biosynthetic process. Gene Ontology annotation, cellular component: cytoplasm; chloroplast stroma. The record is from RefSeq and is a predicted model, not a curated record.